AACAAAUAGAGAAGAUUCAUCAGUGAAAAUUAGAAAUCCUCUGAAAUAUGCGAAGCAUGCCUAUAGUGCUGUACUCUGGGCCGAAGUUUCAGGAAACAUUCUUAAUUGUAUCUGAUCCAGGAAGAUCUGAAUAUUCGAUCAUACGUUACAUUGAAUACGAUUGUUGAAGGAUUGUAGCUGAUCGUAGACCGGAGAAUGGGUACUUCUGUUGCUUUUGAGUUGCUGAAAUGAUACGAGUUCACCGUUUUUCAUAUGCGGAACUUGUUCGUCUCGGUCGGCAGAUUGAUAUUCGGUACUAUGGAAUAUUUUUACGCAGUUGCUAAGGGUCGCAAUCCAGGCGUGUACAAAACCUGGGAUGAAUGUAAAGCAGAAGUGACUAAGUUUCCAGGCCCGGUUUACAAAAAGUUUCCAUCAAAAGCAGAGGCUGAAAACUUUGUGGUGAGUCGAGGACGUCCCUUACUCAAACCAAAGUCAACACGUGAGGCGAGCGCACUGAAUAAAUGGCCGAACAAACUAGAAAACGAUCUGCGCUAUGACCAGAUGGAAAUGCGAUUAAAGGACUGGGCCAAGAAUACAUCGUCUCUCACUCAACUUGAUAUUCAAACAGAGGCAUCUAGAAUCGCCAAUGAAUUAGGAAUUGAGAAUUUCAACCAGUCAGGAGGUUGGAUCAAGUAUCAUCUCGAGUGCAAUCCGGAUGUUUACAAGUCCUUGCGAAUACAGAGCUCUGGCGACAAAGAGUCGGACCAGCGGCUGAAUUUGGAAAGAAAGUUAUCGAGUUUGGAAAGCAGGAUAUCAGGUUUGUCCACAUCAGGGGGCUCUAUUCCCACGCGGAUAAGAAUAUUGGAGCAUACUUUGCAUUCGAUGCACCAGGAACUUCACGAAAUUAAAAGACACUUGUCAACGGAUACUCAAGGCUGUUUUGCAGCGAUUAAUGUUCGAAAACGUAAAAAGUCGAAGGACGCGGAGGACGCUGAAAGCUCUGAUGAGGAUUCCAGCAGCAGCAAGAAUUUUGGAACAGAGAAAAAAUUUGACAUUGACGCUGAAGGAUACGUCAACGUUUAUACAGACGGGGCCUGCAGUGGGAAUGGUAGAUCAGGAGCAUCUGCAGGAAUCGGUGUUUGGUUCGGGGAUGAACAUCCCUUAAACGUGUCGCGACCUGUUGUGGACGGUUGUCGAGCGACAAACAACUUUGCAGAAAUACAGGCUGUUACAGUGGCAGCUAAACAAGCAACUAAAGCUGGAGUAAAAAAGUUGAAGAUAAAUACAGAUUCCCAAUUUCUUAUAUCCUGUAUAACGCAAUGGAUGCCCAAGUGGAAAAGAAAUGGAUGGAGGAAGGCUGAUGGUGAUAAAGUUAUCAACAAGGAAGAACUUAUCGAAAUGGAGACUGCACUACAGCCUUUAAAGAUUGCAUGGAAUCAUGUGCGCGGACAUGCAGGUAUUCGUGGCAAUGAAAUGGCGGAUGCCUUGGCGAGAGCAGGUGCUGCUGCACGAAGUACCAAAUGAGAAUUCCAUCGGAGGGAAGAAACGGUGCAAGAAUUUGGGGACAGCAAAUUUGCAUCAUUGAUUUGAACUAAUUAUGGGUAUUCCUAUUAUUAAUAAAAAAAAAAAAAUAUCGCACA
This is a messenger RNA of Neodiprion fabricii, 1619 nucleotides long. It is a transcript of the gene rnh1, whose product is annotated as ribonuclease H1. The record is from RefSeq and is a predicted model, not a curated record. The coding region runs from base 253 to 1503 and encodes 416 amino acids. Gene Ontology annotation, biological process: DNA replication, removal of RNA primer. Lineage: Eukaryota; Metazoa; Arthropoda; Insecta; Hymenoptera; Diprionidae. Gene Ontology annotation, molecular function: RNA-DNA hybrid ribonuclease activity; nucleic acid binding. The transcript is spliced from 7 exons.